GCUGUGAUUCCAUCUUGUGCGCCGCCUCUCCGCUUGGAAGAAAACCUGAGCGCACCCGGCCAAGGACAAGGUGAUACCGAUUUCAAAACCCCGCACUUCGAGUACGGGCAACCUGCCACACAGACGUCAAAAACAAACGAAUUCAUCAUUCGAGCACACACAAGCUUGUCAUAUCUCACUUGCAACUUUUUCCAGCGGUUAGCGAAAAUGAGAAGAAACAUAGGAGUUCCGAACCAUGUUAAAUUGGUUUUCACAGUCAUCUCCAUUUCUUUCAUCAUCAUACAGAUUAUUUCAGCAAUCCACCUCACAAAAAUCCCUUUGUCAACCAUUUCCACACCCAAACACAAAAUCUCCACGACUGAAUACUCAAAAAUCGGCGAACUCGGAAAAACAGUAAUUGGGAUGUUACCUGAAGAUCUGCCUUUCACCCUUUUCCUGCCUUCGGAGGAAGCCUUUCGCCACGAUCUGGGAUUGAGUAGAAACGACAGUGAUGAUGCGUAUGCAACACUCACGCGGGUUUUGGGGUUCUCAGCCUUACCGAGACAUGUUUAUGUGGCAGAUUUGGAGUACGGGAAGCAAAAAAUCUAUGAUUCAAUAUCGGGAUUCACUUUGUACUUAUCGAAGACUUUGAAAGGGAUGGUGGUGGUUAAUGGUGUGGUCUCAGAGGUGGUGGAUUUGAAAUUGGGUGAGAUUCUGGUGCAUGUGAUGAAUGGGGUGGUGAUGGAUGCUGAGUUUGAGCUCUCUGAGGAGAUGAGAAUUCCUAGAAAACUGGAGAUAUGGAAGAUGGGUGUCGUGAAUUACUCGCAGGCACUAAAGCUGCAAGAGAAACUGACAUCCGACAGGAAAACACACAAGAUCACGGACACUCUCCUCUCCCUACAGCACCCUCCGACUUACACCCUCGGAAAAAGACGAACGCAACACAACGUAUUAGCCAACGAGUCCGAACUCAAAGCCAUGGGAGCCGAGCUCUACUACACAGAGAGAGGAGGUGAUGUAACUUUUCACGGGCCCCACCAAGCUGUUUUGUACCCCAUUGUUUCUCUGAGAGAACUCGGGCUGGGGGCCCGAAAAUACGUUGAGAAGCUUGAGCUGACAAUGAUUGAGCUGGCUUCUCUGUACGGUUUGGCAGCUCGUGCGGGGCAAAAGUGCGAAACCGGGGUUUGGAUUGAACAGAGAAAGAUUGGGGCGAUUGGGGUUCGUAUUUCGUCCGGGAUUACAUCUCACGGGCUGGCUUUUAAUAUUAACUCGGAUUUGAGUUACUUUGGGCAUAUAGUGCCUUGUGGGAUUGCAGAUAAAGAGGUUACAUCUUUGCAGAGGGAGGUGAAAGAAAUGCUGCUUCCUCAUGAGGAAGUUGUUACUGAGCAGUUGAUUUCCUCUUUUGUGAGGACCUUUGAUUACGGAUAUUUAUAA
Striga asiatica is the source of this 1413-nucleotide messenger RNA. The record is from the annotation of a GenBank genome assembly. NCBI's taxonomy places the organism in Eukaryota, Viridiplantae, Streptophyta, Magnoliopsida, Lamiales, Orobanchaceae.